This is a messenger RNA of Arabis nemorensis, 972 nucleotides long. Lineage: Eukaryota; Viridiplantae; Streptophyta; Magnoliopsida; Brassicales; Brassicaceae. The record is from the annotation of a GenBank genome assembly.
AUGGUGAAGGCAACGAAAGCCGAGAAGAAGAUCGCUUAUGACGCGAAGUUAUGUCAGCUUGUCGACGAGUACUCUCAGAUCCUGGUCGUUGCCGCUGACAACGUCGGAUCGACUCAGUUACAGAGCAUCAGGAAGGGUCUUCGUGGAGACUCAGUGGUGCUCAUGGGAAAGAACACUAUGAUGAAACGUUCGGUUAGAAUUCACUCUGAGAACACCGGAAACACUGGAAUCCUUAAUCUGCUUCCUCUCCUUCAGGGGAAUGUUGGUUUGAUCUUCACCAAGGGUGAUCUUAAGGAAGUGAGCGAAGAGGUUGCUAAGUACAAGGUUGGUGCUCCUGCUCGUGUGGGUUUGGUUGCCCCAAUUGAUGUCGUUGUCCAACCUGGAAACACUGGUCUCGACCCAUCCCAGACAUCUUUCUUCCAGGUUCUUAACAUCCCUACUAAGAUUAACAAGGGUACAGUCGAAAUCAUCACCCCUGUGGAGCUCAUCAAGCAAGGUGACAAGGUCGGUUCUUCUGAGGCUGCCCUUCUAGCCAAGCUUGGCAUCAGGCCGUUCUCAUAUGGUCUAGUUGUCCAGUCGGUUUACGACAAUGGCUCUGUCUUCAACCCAGAGGUUCUUAAUCUUACAGAAGAUCAACUUGUGGAGAAAUUUGCUUCUGGUAUAUCCAUGGUCACUUCCUUGGCUCUAGCCAUCUCUUACCCUACCCUUGCUGCUGCACCGCACAUGUUCAUCAAUGCCUACAAAAAUGCAUUAGCUAUCUCUGUUGCCACUGAGUACACUUUCCCUCAAGCAGAGAAGGUCAAGGAGUUCUUGAAGGAUCCUAGCAAGUUUGUGGCUGCUGUAGCCGCUGUGUCUGCUCCAGCAGGUGGUGAUGCUGCUGCCGGAGCUGCCAAGGUAGAGGAGAAGAAGCCAGAAGUUGAAGAGUCCGAUGAAGAAGACUAUGGUGGUUUCGAUAUGUUCGGUGAGGAAUAG